AUGGAAGGGAUGGAGAGAAAAGGGAAAACAAAUCCUGCUGCAUCAGUCAGAAGUUGCAGGUUUGAACAGAUUGGCUUUGUACUUGAGUCAUCACACUGCCCCGAGGCUCUGCGAGGCCUGGCAACUUUGGGACUAGCGACAGGAACGCGCGCGUUCUGCGGCACCUGCCCGUCACAGCCCCACUGCGGAGCGCAGGCCAGGCCGCACGCGUGGCUGAAAAUACGUUUGAGCCUGUUUUAUUUAAAACUACAGGCACCCGUCCUUUGCUUUUCCACGUUUCCUCAUGUAUUUCCCGCCCCGCCCGCCGGCCCGCUGCCGGAAGAUGGAUGCGGCGGCGCAGGCGCGGCAGGAGGAGCAGGAGCGGGGACGGCGNAUGGCAGCGAGAUUCACGAGGCGUCGGCGGCGCUGGUGCACCUGAGCCGCGGCGGCGCGGAGGUGAAAAUAUUUGCCCCCAAUAUUGAGCAAAGGGAUGUAGUCAAUCACCUAAAAGGAAGUCCAGCCGAAGAGAAGAGAAAUGUGUUAGUUGAAAGUGCCAGGUUGGCAAGGGGAAACAUUCAGGAUUUGGCUGAACUGAAAGCUAGUGAAUUUGAUGCUGUCAUUUUCCCUGGUGGUUUUGGUGUAGCAAAGAAUCUGUGCUCCUGGGCUGUAGAUGGCAAGAACUGUACUGUCAAUGAGCAUGUGAACUCCACACUCCAAGCCUUCCACAGUGCUAAAAAGCCCAUUGGUUUGUGCUGUAUAUCACCAGUUCUGGCAGCCAAAGUCUUUCCUGGUUGUGAGGUUACAGUCGGUCAAGAUAAAAAUAUAGAUGGAAGAUUUCCUGAUGCUGAAACGGCAUCUGCUAUAGCAGAGCUUGGAUGUAAGCACAUUUGCAAAAAUGUAAAUGAAUCCCAUGUGGAUAAAGCCAAUAAAAUAGUUACUACCUGUGCUUUCAUGUGCAAGGCUCCUCUGCAUGAAAUCUUUGAUGGAAUUGGAACAAUGGUGCAAGAAGUCCUGAAGCUUGCCUGACUAGAAGUGUACAGACUUCUCCAAGGAAAUCAGUGUAGUGAAGCAUAAACAUGUAGCUUCCUUUGAUUGAAUUAAUAAAAUAAUGCAACUGCUAAACUUCA
Molecule: messenger RNA, 1106 nt
Organism: Cyanistes caeruleus (blue tit)
Lineage: Eukaryota; Metazoa; Chordata; Aves; Passeriformes; Paridae
Product: glutamine amidotransferase-like class 1 domain-containing protein 3, mitochondrial
Source: RefSeq, a predicted model, not a curated record